AUGGCUGCAGUGCAUGCCCGAUCCAAGUUGAUGGCUCGUGAUCAGUUAUUAAAUUGUCGUUCCUCUUUGACUGACACAGCAUCAUCAUCCUCAAUGGAAAGAAAUGAAGUAGAGCAGCCAAUUUCUUCUAUCAACCUUCCAGUCGGAGUGGAAAUUGGUAUUGGUCUUAUUAUCGGCAUUGUUACUUGCACGUUAGUGCUUGCCAUAUUACUACUUUUCAGCUGUAUCAGAAGAAAUCGAGUUCAUCGUCUUACAGCAAAGGACCCACUAGCACUUUUUGUGAAUGAGGAAGAUAAUCCGCGAGCACUUCGUCUAUCUUCGACGCAAGACUUCGAGAUACAUCAAAAGACCCCUGACGAAGAACGCUCGCACGUUACAUCGCAACAUCGGUGGACCAGCCCCGAUGAUGUUGCACCUAGAUAUGAGUCUCGUGAGCAGCAAGAAAGACAGAGUUUCGAUGAAAUACAACUAGAAAACCGCGAAGAAUCUGUUGACAGGCAAAACAGACAGCAUGCUAAACCAACUUCACAUGUUUACUCAAACGCAGGUGAAGAAACACCCAGCUACUCGUCCCAUCAUGAUUCCUACGGUUCUUGGACAAACUCUCCAUCUAGCAUAUCUCAAGUCCCCAGUUACGAAUCAUCGUACUCUACCCAACAGCAGCAAGAGCGGCCUGUGCAUCCUUCAAACCCAAACUCAAACCCAACAUCUAGUCAGAGUCAUCAUCAUCAACAAGAAGUGUACAUGCCCCGACAAGAAUCAAUCAAAAUCCAACAGCCCGUGCCAUCUUAUAGUCCAUGGCGAAAUCACAGAUUACUGAAUAGAACCUACUCGGCGGGAAGUGUACAACAAAUACCCAGCCGAGACGAAUCGCGAUCUCAGCUGGAGACGAAACGAGAGGUCGCGCACGUCGCAAAUAAAAAAGUCAAGGUAAAGAGAGGAAGUGUUGUAGAAAAGCAUUCUGCAACCAAUCCAGAGCCUCCCAAAACUAGGAAACACCUCAAAGCUGCACUAAAAAGAAAGACUAAAGAUAAAAUCCCGUGCGAAAAUUCCUUCUUAACAAAGACAUCUGCUGAACAUGACUCCACGGUCUUAGCCGCGCCAAAAUCGAAUCAGAAAGCAAGAAAUCAAGACCAAAAUGGAAAGAGAGGUCAGAUACCUCAUCCACUCCAAUCUCAUCCUUACUCCCCAAUAGAAAACAUCGAGAUCUCCAAAUCUUACACCAAGGAAAACCUCUACCUUCACCACCCACCGAGCAUCCUAUGA
Messenger RNA from Botrytis sinoallii, 1266 nucleotides. RefSeq lists its product as uncharacterized. The record is from RefSeq and is a predicted model, not a curated record. Bases 1 to 1266 code for a protein of 421 amino acids. NCBI's taxonomy places the organism in Eukaryota, Fungi, Ascomycota, Leotiomycetes, Helotiales, Sclerotiniaceae. The transcript has a single exon.